AUGGUCCGAGACGGCGAGGCGAGCCUCGCCGAGCCCAGGAAGGGCGGGGCCGCGAGCCCCGCCUCGGCCCCCACGCGGUGCCCGUCCGCGGAGCUGCUCGACUUCGGCGGCGCCACGGGCGCCGACGCGCGCGAGGGGAGCCGGGGCGCCCCCGUGCUGCCGGAGGGCGGCGAGGAGCCGGUGCUCCUCGAGCAGGCGCUCCUGCUGGCAUCGCAGCCUCCAUCCUGCCCGCACCGCAGACCGCCAGGAGUAUGCCUGCGGCGCCGGCGCCGAGAGCUGCCCCCGUGA
Prorocentrum cordatum is the source of this 288-nucleotide messenger RNA. NCBI's taxonomy places the organism in Eukaryota, Dinophyceae, Prorocentrales, Prorocentraceae. The record is from the annotation of a GenBank genome assembly.